This is a messenger RNA of Dibothriocephalus latus, 498 nucleotides long. NCBI's taxonomy places the organism in Eukaryota, Metazoa, Platyhelminthes, Cestoda, Diphyllobothriidea, Diphyllobothriidae. The record is from the annotation of a GenBank genome assembly.
AUGGGCUACCAACCAACCAACCCUCUAGCUGUCAGACCAAUUCGUCCGGCUUGUCACUUCCUCUCCCCACCGAUAAACAGUGCUGAUAUCGUUCUUCUGCUGGCACAUAUGCGUCCCCCUUUUGAGUGUCGACGUCUGCGCGCAGCCUAUGUAGGUUUAAAUUGGGGCGACUGCAAUAAUGUCCGUGGGCUACUGCACCCGCGUCAUGAUUCCUGGGAAAAGCCGCGCGUCCGGUUUACGUUGACAAAUUAUCCAGGGCAUAGGCUACAGAAUCUGGCGUCCGAGCGAGAGACAAGUGUAUAUUGCCCACUUGAUCUUCCAGGCAGUUUCACAAGGCAAAACCUCCGUCAUGAUACUGGUGCGGCAGAUGCCUGCCACUUGGAUGCAUAUGCCUACUUGUCGUCUUAUGCGGGUGUGCCCGCUGUUGAUGCUUGCAUCAGUGCGGGCUCGUUGUACAAGACGGCCUGCCUCUACCGGAUGCAAUUUACGAACGAUUAA